AUACGAUAUAUUAAAUAUAUAACACUACGAUAUAUAAUGCUACAUAAAUAAAUAAUAAAUUUAACCCUCUGUGGGCCGAAUUUGUUUCUGAAAUAUAAAAAAAUUUCAAGACGUAUACAUCAUCUUGUGAAAAAAAAACUAAAACUUUUUGGUAAAACGUGGAUAUAUAUUAGCUUGUGACUUGAAAGUUAGCAUGGGCAACCAUAGAGGGUUAACAAGUAAAUAAAUUAAUUUUCACGAACACAUUUUCUUGUGCUUUUUUUGUUUGAACAAUCGACACACCCGGUGCGUCGAUCAGUUCAGCUGUUUCCGAUCGCGUUUAUUUACGCGUCGUCCCCAACGACGAAGAGACUUGCGCAAACAAAUUUUCAAUCGCAUGCGAGAGACACAAUCUUGUUAAAAACCGGGAGCGACAUGCCGGAAACGAUCACUCUGUCGAAACGAAAUCCGAGUUCUCGCCCGGUCGCCGUCGCCAGGGUGGAUAACAACACCAGGCUGCCCCGAUGCGUUCAACGUAGACUAUUGUGCCCCCCGUUGUCCGUGAGAUGCCAUCCACGACCAACCCCCUACCGAUGCGUCGUCGAUCAUCGCACACCCGCGAAUACUACCUACAGACGACUGCCGAUCGGGCUGUCGAUGACAACUAAUCGUUCCGUAAAAUCGACGUCGAAGAACCGCGUAGAUCGAUGUCCGCCGGGUUUCCUGGUCUCCAUAGGCACCACUCCCCGCUGCAAGAAGAGCUUGUCGAUGAUGGACCUGUCCGCGGCCGAUCCCGAAAUCGGCGACGUCAAGUCGGAGAGCAGCGGUUCGAGCGCGGGUCCUCGCCCCGAGGAGAUAGCCGAGAGAUCAAAGGACAUCCUUUCAGCGAACGGCGGUAGCGUCGUCUACUGCGGAUCGUGGACGGACACCGUGCCAUCCUCGGGAUCCGAGCGCAGCGUCGUUUCCGCAUCAUCGUCGUCGGUGGAUCCGACGGUCAAGGCGGCGAGCGUGGUCUGUCACAUGCUCGUGCUGAACGCCUGGCGACGCAGACGCGCCGAGAUCGCGCAACUCGAGCAACAGGUUGAACAUCUGCAUCUUCAGAUCGAGUUUCUGCGACGAUUGCUGAUCGCGGAGAACGAGCGAGUCGGCAGAUUGAACGGCGAGCUACGCCGCGAGAAGUCGCAACUGGAGGAAGUGACGCGCGAGCGCGACGCCGUCAAUUUGGACAAAAAGAAGCUCGAGACCGAACUGAAGCGCGUUGAGGACGCGGUUCAGGAGCGAUCGGUCGCCAUGGGGAAUCUGAAGAACGAGCUACUGACCACGCGGGAUCAGUUGAAGGCGUGCGACGCGCAAAUGGCCAAGGACCGGGAGAAACUUCUGAAACUGCGGGAGGACAAGAAGAUUCUCCUGGACAAGGUCUCGGCGAGCGAAGCUCUGGCGACUGAACGCGGCGCCAGAGCAGGAAAAGCGGAAUCCGCCGUCGUGGAGUUGAAGCUGCGAUUGGAGGCGCAAACGGCCCUCGCGGAGUCCGCGCGGGAGCAGCUGCAACGCGCUUCGAAAGAUCUGGAAGCCACGGAGACGGAGCGGAAGAAGUUGGAGAUAAGCUUGAGAGCGAGCGAGGAUCUGAGAGACGCCGCCAACUUCCGUCUGAUUUCUCUGGAGAACAAACUGGCCGAUCGAGAGGCCGAACUUCGCUGCAUGGAAUUGGAAUACAACUCGCAGAUAAUGGAAUUGACCGAGCUGAGGGAUCGAUUGGUGCGUCAGUCUCAGGAGGGAUGCUGGAGCAAUCGGAUACUGCAGAUCGCCGGUAGCAUAAUGCGCGCGUCAAUUUGGCGGACUUUCAUGUUUCUGUCCAACGCCGCUAUGUUGUUGCCGCCAUAAAACGCUCUUACCGCGAUCGCAACUUUAGUGGAGCCGAAUUCUGGUUUUCCGAAAGAAAUCCGCGGAUUGGAUUGUCGAUGCGAAUGCUCUCGGGGUCCCAAGGAGGAAGAUCUCUUAUCGGUCUCGAAGAAAAAACGGCGGUCACGGGAAGAUGCCCAGGGAUGAGGCCAGCGGAGGACAACGGGGAAAUUAACAAGCUUUCGUUUUUUCCUUCACGUCACAUUUUACACACAUUGUAAUGGUUUUUUUUUCUUUUUUUUUUUUUAAGCUGAUAUUUAAUUUUCGAGUGUAAUCGGGGAUUUUUGUAUAUGCACACACGCGCGCGCGCUUGCGACAUUUCGCGAAAACAAAACGAGAGCGGUUUUGUUUUGUUGCGAUAUUUCGCAAUUUGUAGAAUUUUUUUUCUUUUUUUUUUUUUGAUAAAUUGCCGAGAGAUGCGACUGUUUUGUUAACGAGCGAUAUUUCUCAGCGGGGAUUUUUGUAACAUGUUGAAUAAAUAAUAUGGGUAUUAA
Molecule: messenger RNA, 2372 nt
Organism: Pseudomyrmex gracilis
Lineage: Eukaryota; Metazoa; Arthropoda; Insecta; Hymenoptera; Formicidae
Exons: 7
Coding region: 415-1860 (481 amino acids)
Source: RefSeq, a predicted model, not a curated record